UAAAGCUAUUAUAUUAUGACACGUCAUUCAAAUAGUGACACUAUCGUAAUUUUGUUUGUUAUUUUCUUUCGCAUUUGAAUAAUAAUAUCACGAUAGUGCCACUAUUUUGUUAUUAGGCAAGACAGCGCAUCAGUUGCAUCAAAUAAUGACUCCAACUGGUAACAUGUCAAAAGUAGGGUCUUAAUGCAAGCAACUCCAUGUCUGAAAAUUCUUAAGAAUCUUCUUCUCCAGAUGAAUGGGUAUCAUUUCUUUAAAACACUUUACUCCCUCCGCCUUUUUUCUUUCACUACUUUCUCACCUGCCAAACAUCUUCAUACCCACCCGGUUCAUUCCGACAGCAUUUUCAACAAAAAUCAACUCAACGAUGUCGUUUUAUCUAACCAGUUCAUCACCAGUUUUAUCAGAUCAGGUGACCUGGAUUCUGCCCUGCAACUCUUCAAUAACAUGACAGUUAAAACAACUGUUACAUGGAACUCCAUUUUGGCUGGCUUUUCUAAAAAGCGCGGGAAAGUGAAGCAUGCCCGUGAACUGUUUGAUAAAAUACCUGAACCGGAUACAAUUUCGUAUAACACUAUGUUGGCUUGUUAUGUACAUAAUUCUGAUAUGGAAAAGGCUCGAGCUUUCUUUGAUAUCAUACCCAAUAAAGAUAAUGCUUCUUGGAAUACAAUGAUUUCUGGCUUUGCCCGGAAUGGGGAAAUGAAGAAAGCUCAUGAAUUGUUCUUGAUGUUGCCCAAUAAAAAUGUUGUUACAUGGAAUGCUAUGAUUUCAGGGUAUGUGGUUUGUGGUGAUAUAAAUUCAGCGUUAGAAUUGUUUAAAAUGGCGCCUUUAAAGAGUGUAGUGGCUUCUACCGCGGUUAUAACUGGCUAUAUGAAGCUUGGAUUGAUUGAUUUGGCUGAGAGAUUGUUCAAAGAGAUGUCAACAAAUAAUGUUGUUUCCUGGAAUGCUAUGAUUGCGGGUUACGUCGAGAAUUCCAGAGCUGAGGACGGUGUGAAGCUUUUUAAAGCAAUGGUGGCGUUUGGUAUUAGGCCGAACCCGUCAACUUUGAGCAGCAUUUUGUUAGGAUGUAGUGAGUUAUCUGCUCUGCUGUUAGGAAGGCAGGUUCAUCAGCUAGUUUGUAAGUCUCCUCUAGCAUGCGAUACGACUGCUGGCACGUCAUUGGUUAGCAUGUAUUGUAAGUGUGGAAGUUUAGAGGAUGCUUGGAAAUUGUUCCUUGAGAUUCCGAGGAAGGACGUAGUCGCUUGGAAUGCGAUGAUUUCUGGUUAUGCUCAACACGGUGCAGGUGAGAAAGCACUAAAUUCGUUUGAUGAAAUGAAAAAGGAAGGAAUUAGGCCAGACUGGAUCACCUUCGUUGCUGUUUUAAUAGCGUGCAACCACGCAGGCUUUGUCGAUCUUGGGGCUAAGUAUUUUUACUCUAUGGCGAGUGAUUAUGGAGUUGAACAUAAGCCUGAGCAUUACACAUGUAUGGUUGACCUUCUUGGUCGAGCUGGUAAGUUAGAGGAGGCUGUGGAUCUGAUAAAGCGUAUGCCUUUUAAACCUCAUGUUGCUAUAUUCGGAACCCUUUUGGGAGCUUGUAGAGUACACAAGAAUACAGAAAUGGCAGAGUUUGCUGCAAAGAAUUUAGGUAAUCUUGAUCCGACAAGUGCGACUGCUUAUGUUCAACUUGCAAAUGUUUAUGCAUCUCUGAAUCAAUGGGACAACGUUGCCAAGGUUCGGCGAUCAAUGAAAAGCAAUAACGUGGUGAAGAUCCCUGGAUACAGUUGGUUUGAAGCUAACGGUGGAGUUCACAAAUUUAGAUCAGGUGAUAGGGCCCAUCCGGAACUAGCUUUAAUACAUCAGAAAUUGAAUGAGUUGGAGAAAAAGAUGAAGUUAGCCGGAUACGUACCGAAUCUUGAAUUUGCAUUACAUGAUGUGGGAGAAGAGCAGAAAGAGCAGCUUUUGCUGUGGCAUAGCGAGAAGUUGGCGAUCGCUUAUGGCCUUAUCACAUUGCCAGUAGGGACUCCGAUUAGGAUUUUCAAGAACUUGAGAGUAUGUGGGGAUUGCCAUUCUGCUAUAAAAUACAUAUCAGCAAUAGAAAGAAGAGAAAUCAUCGUGAGAGAUAGUAUAAGAUUUCAUCAUUUCAAAGAUGGUUCUUGCUCCUGUGAUGAUUACUGCUGCGUCGGAAGAAGUAAGGCUAUACUGCUUCGGCAUACUUAAAGGAAAGCUUGCGUAAAAAUACUGACGAUCUCACAAGGACUUCAGCAUGUCUGGAAGCAUAUGAGAACGUUCUUUUACUGAUAUUAUUACCAAUAUAUGAUAUUGGGUCAUUCUUGGAAUUAUCAUACCUUUCCUAUUCAUUAUAGGUUGGUUUUCUGUCUGCACGGGCUUUAGCUUACUUUGCAGCAUUGUGAAGUUCGUACGACAUCUCAAUCAAAGUCUUUUACAUCCAUAAGAUUAAAAAAGUUGCUUGCAGUCGCACAAAGAACUCGGUCAACUAGUGUGUUUAGGUGAAAUUCGCUUCAGAAUAUAUCAGAAUGAUGAAAUAUGACUCGUAUUUAAGCAAUUUUAUGGAAUGCAAGAGUUCAUAACAAGUGAUAGGACCCGCAUUGGUCUAUAAGACUUAACUGUACAGGCGACGGGAAGAGUUGAUCCAUCUCCCGACAGGCAGAAAGCUUAAAGUUUGCUUUGCUUAAGCUUUAGUAGUAGACUCAAACCUAGAGUUGUUUCAGGUUUGAGCAUAUAAAGUGGGAAGUAAGCCACUUCAAAAAUCUUGUUUAAAUGGACCCUUGAAUUAGGUUUCA
Mercurialis annua (annual mercury) is the source of this 2777-nucleotide messenger RNA. Its product is annotated as pentatricopeptide repeat-containing protein At4g16835, mitochondrial. The coding region runs from base 184 to 2193 and encodes 669 amino acids. NCBI's taxonomy places the organism in Eukaryota, Viridiplantae, Streptophyta, Magnoliopsida, Malpighiales, Euphorbiaceae. The transcript is spliced from 2 exons. Gene Ontology annotation, molecular function: protein binding; RNA binding; zinc ion binding. Gene Ontology annotation, biological process: RNA modification. The record is from RefSeq and is a predicted model, not a curated record.